AAAACGCGUGAUGAGAAUCGACAAUCUUUUUUGCGAGUAAUGCAAUAUAAAAGCAUGACGUAUUCCCCCACCAAAUGUUAUUUCAGAUGUACGCAAUUAGAAGCCAGCCCAUAGUAGCUCAAAGGGAGCAACGAGAGGAAGAUGGCGUGGAAGACAUGACACAGCUUGAGGAGAUGCACGACAAUGCUGUUCUUCUCAAUCUAAAAACAAGGUUUGAACGGAAUCUUAUUUAUACCUAUAUAGGUAGUAUUCUGGUUUCUGUGAACCCUUAUAAGAUGUACAAUAUCUAUGGGACGGACAUGGUGCUGCAGUACAAGGGUCGCUCCCUGGGCGAGAACCCUCCACAUUUGUUUGCAAUAGCCAACUCUGCUUAUUCUAAAAUGAUGGAUGCCAAACAUAAUCAGGUCAUAAUUAUCAGUGGGGAGAGCGGCUCUGGUAAAACUGAGGCCACCAAACUUGUCCUUCACUACCUUGUAGCUUUACAUCAGACAUGUAUUCUUGCCCAACAGAUUGAGAUACUUGAGGCUGCUCCUCUUCUUGAGUCAUUUGGAAAUGCCAAAACUGUGCGGAAUGAUAACUCCAGUCGCUUCGGGAAACACAUGGAGGUCUUUAUGGAGGAUGGUGUGAUCAAUGGUGCCAUAACUUCUCAAUAUCUUCUGGAAAAGUCGCGCAUCGUCUUCCAGGCCAAGAAUGAAAGAAACUAUCACAUCUUCUAUGAGAUGCUAGCAGGUCUUUCAUCUCAGCAGAAGCAGACUUUCUAUCUCCAGGAGCCGGAGACUUACUAUUACCUCAACCAGGGAGGGGAUUGUGGGAUUACAGGAAAAGAUGAUGGCGAGGACUUCCAGCGUCUGCUCGCUGCCAUGGAGAUCCUCCACUUCACCCCAGACGACCAGUCGGUCAUUUUUCGAGUUUUAUCUUCCAUACUGCACCUGGGAAAUGUCUACUUUGAGAAACAUCAGACUGACGGCCAGGAGGUGGCGACAGUGGUGAGCGCUCAGGAGAUCAGGGUGGUAGCAGAACUGUUAGAGAUCUCUCCAGAAGGCCUGCACAAAGCCAUCACUUAUAAAGUCAUGGAGACGAUGAGAGACAAGAUUUACACCCCACUGACUGUAGAAAGCGCUGUAGAUGCCAGAGAUGCUGUUGCCAAGAUCUUGUACUCGUUGCUCUUUCAUUGGUUAACAGAGAGGGUCAACACUCAAGUGUAUCCUCGCCAACACACCCUCUCCAUCUCCAUCCUAGACAUUUAUGGAUUUGAGGAUCUGGCAUACAACAGCUUUGAACAGCUGUGCAUUAAUUAUGCCAACGAGUACCUGCAGUUCUUCUUUAAUAAGAUCAUUUUCAAGGAAGAGCAGGAGGAGUACAACAGGGAGCAAAUUCCAUGGCAGGAUAUUCCAUUUAAUGACAACCAACCCUGCAUUGACCUCAUCGCCGCUAAACCCCAUGGCAUACUUAGAAUCCUGGAUGACCAGAGCUGUUUCCCACAGGCAACGGAUCACACGUUUCUCCAAAAGUGUCACUAUCACCAUGGCAAUAACCCAUUGUAUGUGAAGCCAAAGAUGCCCUUUCCCGAGUUCACCAUCAAGCAUUUUGCUGGACGUGUCACCUAUCAGGUUUACAAGUUCCUUGAUAAAAACUACGAUCAGGUUCGUCAAGAUGUGCUGGACCUAUUCACGAAGAGCAGGAACAAGAUGGUGUCGAACCUCUUCCUGGUUCCCGCACAAGUCCUGGGGCAGAAAAGCAACACGGUCACCAAGAAAUACCAAGCAUCCACUGUCAGCAGCAAAUUCCAACAGUCCCUGUUGGAACUAGUGGACAAGAUGGAGAGGUGCAACCCGUUUUUUGUCCGCUGCAUUAAGCCAAAUAACACUAAGAAUGCAGGUGUGUUUGAAGACGACCUGGUCAAAGGUCAGCUGCGUCACUCCGGCAUCAUGGAGACGAUCAGGAUCCGGAAAGAAGGCUACCCUGUUAGGAUGCCGUUUUCUAUCUUCCUGUUCAGAUAUAAGUCCCUGGUGGGAAUUCAGCAGCUUCCAUCAGCCAAUGGAGAGAGCUGUGUGCUGCUGCUCAGUAAACUGUGUCCUCUCAAACCAGGAGACUACCAUGUUGGUGUCGCAAAGUUAUUUGUGAAGGAGACCAUCUACCAGCUGUUAGAGUGCAAACGGGAACGCUGUCGCCACCUCGCCGCGCUCACCCUGCAGCGUUACGCUCGCAUGUACCUUGCCCGGAAACGCUACGUGAAUCUACGCCACCUGAUCAUCAGGCUGCAGGCGCAUUGCAGAGGAUUUCUUACGAGGAGGCACUAUUUGAAAAUGAGGCACAGCCUGGUUCGGUUCCGGUCCCUCGUCCAUUAUUAUAUCGGCCGGAAACGAUACGUCAAGAUGAAGUUGAUGGCCAAGCGCAAAGCUGAGGAGGAGACGAAGAAGAGAGAAAUGGAAUUGAUGAAAAGAGAAGUGGUCAAUGUGACGCACUUGGUGAUCCCUGCAGAGCUUGGCACUCUACUGCAAGCAGCAGGAGCCAGGCGAGAGUUGCACUCUGACUGCUUGGCUCUGCUUCAGGCUCCUCAUAUCCGAGAGUCCUCUUCCGCUCAACUCACUUUGCCUCUGGACAUUAACAACUACCCCUUCGAUCGUUACGUGCUCAGAUACUUCAGAGAGCCCAAGUUUGGGAUGUUAAAGACACCCCUAGAGGCCCCUCUAACCUGCAUCGAAGAGGACCUGAAAGCCGAAGCUCUGCAGCUUUUCAACAUGGUGUUAAGAUUCAUGGGGGACCCUCAUCUGAAUGGCGCGCAGGAGAACAUGUUUGGCAAUUACAUCAUCCAAAGAGGACUCUCGUCUCCAGGGUUACGAGAUGAGAUCUUGUCUCAGGUGGUCAACCAGGUGUGGCGCAAUGUCAACGCUGACAAUGCGGAGAGAGGCUGGCUUCUAUUGCUGGCGUGUGUCUGCAGCUUCGCUCCCUCGCCACAGAUGGACAAAUAUCUGCUCAAGUUUGUUUCUGACCAUGCUGCCACUGGUUGCCAAGCAUUGCUGCAACAUCGACUCAUCCAAGCCAUUCAGAAGACGCAGCUGAGUUCAGGCCCCGCCCCUGAGACUUCACGGACCUAUCCGCUGUCCCUUCUGGAGUGGACAACCAAUAGGAAGAAAGCUAACAUGGCGUUACAUGUGCAUUGUUUUGAUGGAUCGUCGUUCCUGUGCCCAGUUCACUCCUGGACCAGUGGCGAAGAUUUAGCGGGAGACAUCCUGCACCACAGGGGCGUGUCAGACUGGUGGAGAGGAAGUUCAGUUCUGAUGAAGGAGCACGGCCAGUGGGUGGAAUUAGCGGGUCACGACUACGUGAUGGACCUGAUUGCAGACCUGGAACUUCCAAAUGUCUUCCCAAAACAGAAGAGCUACUUUGUCAUCAGUACUGACAACCCCACGAGAGUCAGGGCCAACGCCAGCCUAACACUAUUUGGGAGCGGCUUUGAUUCAGAUGAUGAACCUCCGCCUUCCCUUCCUCCGAGCGGAGGCUGCAGACCAGCCUACAGCCUCUCUGAAUCGGACGGUUACCACAGCCACGUGGAGUCCGAUGCAUUCAGCGACGGUCAGACUCAGAGAGGAAUGGACCGUUAUCUGGACAGCCUGUUCGAUCCCGUUCUGUUUGACGGCAACACGGACAUGGAAAAGGCCGGAACUUUGGCAGCAAGAAUGAAGGGAGGUGGAGGUAUAGGUAUCGCAGGAGGAGAAAGAGGAGAGGAGGAGAGUCAUCAGGUCCCCAGUAGGCCACAUCCAGCCGGAAUACACCCUGGAGGAACGGAGCAGGCAGCAUUGAGUCAACAGCAGCAAGCCAUUAUCAACCAGCAAGCCAUUAUUCUGGCCCAGCAGAUGACCAUGCAGGCCAUUGCAAUCCAGCAACAGAUGAUAUCCUCUUUCCCCGCCUCUCACUCGCCGCCACUACAUUAUUACCCACACUCGCCGCAACAUUCUCGCACACCCAGUCCAACUAAAGGAGAUCGAGACAAUUCACCGCCAAGGCCCAGCUCUCAGCGCAAAUUGAGUCCAACACACAGCCCGCCUCCAGACGCCGUGGUCCGCGCCAGUGUGAGUAACACUGAGCGCACGGAGCCCAGCCAUGACAUCAAAGACAUCAUCAAACAGCACCAGCCUGCCAGCAUGACUCCCUCUGGACUUUCCAUCAAACGAAAAGAUCAUGGAAAGGUGUUCAUGAAGAAGCCAGACCCCCAUGAUGAAGCCAUGGAGAUCCUGAAAGACCAAAUGGCCAGCCCACCUCAAACAAAGAAGUCUUUGCAUCAUAAAGAGGAGGGAAGAGAUCGCAAAAUAACCAAUCUUAAUGAACCAACUCACUCCAACAUAGACCACGCUCCUCCUACAGUCUGCAGAGAGUUGCCAGUUGAAAAUGAGGUCAUCCAGACUCAACUCCACAGCAGGACCAGCGAUGAAUAUUAUACCUACACCAACGUCCCCUGGAAACUUUACCUGAGGAAGGAGGUGUUUUACCCGAAGGAGAACCUCAAUGAUCCGUUAAUGUUGGACCUAAUCUUCAAACAGGUAGUACAUGACACAUUCUCAGAGGCCUGCAUUCGAAUCACUCAAGAAGAAAGACAAAAGAUGAAAGAUCUCUUUGUGGAAAACCAGGUGGAUCAGGCUCCAGGUACUCACCAUGAGGAUGUGAAGAAGAAGGUGGUUGCCGUGGCGAGAGACUCGUGGGAGAUCUACUUUUCUCGUCUUUUCCCGGCUUCUGGCAGUGUGGGGACGGGUGUGCAGGUGUUGUCUGUGUCACAUCAAGGCAUCAAGCUGCUCAAGUUGGUGAGGAGCAGCUCCACCGCUCCAGACUACUUCAGGGUACUGAGGCCUUACAGCUACUCGGACAUCCUGUUCGUGUCCGUGCCAUCGAGAAACAUGUUGGAGUUCAAUCUCGUCAAUGAGAAGCUGAUCCUGUUUUCCGCCAGGGCCCAGCAGGUCAAGAGCAUGAUUGACGACUUCCUCACAGAGAUUAAGAAGGAUUCAGAGUAUGUGGUGGCAGUAAGGAACUGCAUCAAUGAGGACAGGACGCUGCUCAGUUUCCACAAAGGAGACAUUAUCAGACUACAACACAUGGAUGGCUUGGAGGCGGGCAAAAGUUACGGCUGCAUUGUGAAAAAAAAGGUGAUGCUACUGGAAGAACUCAAGAGCGACACCCCUGACUUUGGCUGGCGGUUCGGGGCGGUGUGUGGGAUGUCGGGAGCGUUCGCCAGUGAACAUGUUCGACCUGUGGCCGCUCCGGACUUCUUGCUACUCCCAACGGAGAGGGCGGAACCUCGUGACAGACAGGGUCGCGUCGCCGCCUCGGCUGCUGUCGCCGUAGCGCUGGGCUCAGCGGUCGCGGCCCAAGAGCUUGACCGCACGACGGAAGUAGUGCAGGACACCUAUGUGGAGAGUCCAGAUGAGUCAAUGGAUGAUAUGUUGCAGUAUGGCAGCCAGUACCCCAUGACUGAGUUUGCCAAGAGGUACUUCAGAGAAGCACAAAGAAACAGGAACGAUCCAAAAGCCAAAAAGGGGAGAGCGGGAAGGGAACCAGCUGACAUGAUCAAAUUUUCCAAGUCUCCACUCCAGGAGUCUCUGAUUGACUUCUCAGACGGUUCAAUGAACAGAGUGGCCGCCGACAUCUCCUCAGCUGUCAUGAAGUUCAUGGGAGAUCUUCCAAUGAAAGGUCAAACUGAGCGGGACCUUGUCACAAUUAUACUGAAGUUAAGUGCUGAUCACGGCCUGAUGAAAGAUGAAGCCUAUUGCCAGGUGAUGAAGCAAGUCACUGCCAACAACAGCUCCAAACCAGACAGUUGCCAGAGAGGGUGGAGGCUCUUGUACAUCCUGACUGCUUUCCAUCGCUGUUCACACGUCAUGAAACCAUUUCUCUUCAGCUUUCUACACAACGCCAGUGUCAGCAUUGGACUGCAGUACCAAGGUAUUGCCAAGGCAUGUGAGCAGAAUCUGAGGAGAACAUUUCAGUAUGGAGGACGCAUACAGUAUCCCAACAGCAUGGAAUUAAAAGCAAUGAUGGCAGGGCGGAGCUCCAAAAGACAGCUGUUCCUGCUGCCAGGCGGGAUGGAAAGGCACUUGAAAAUCAAGACAUGCUCUGUCGCUUUGGAUGCCAUUGAGGAGCUUUGUUAUGAAAUGGACCUCCACAGAGUUGAAGCUUUGGAUGAAUAUGCCAUCUUUUUGGUUACACACAGAGGUCAGAAUGUUCGGCCCCUGAUCAAGAGGGAAUACAUCUUGGAUGUUGCGACAGAAGCCGAACCGAUGGAUGCCAACUACAGUCUUUGGUUCCGAAGAGUCAUCUGGAGUCUUGCUUUGAAACUUGAUAAUGAACUUUAUGUUACCAUGCAUUAUAACCAGGUGUUGCCAGAUUACCUGAAGGCUUUGCUGAGUGUGGUCCCUCUGGGUAAGGCAAGCGAACAGCAUCUGCAACAGCUUGCUAGACUGGCUGCUCUACAGCACCGUGCCAAAGACUCCGUCUAUCUGCCUACCAUACAUGAGUUGCAGGAGUGUGUCCCCCCACAGUUCUUCAACAAACAGAAUCCACAACAGUGGCUCAAUAUGGCAACUCAACAUAUGCAACAGGUCCAGCCUCUAAACCCACACCAGGCCCGUGCACAAUUCCUUGGUCUGGUCAGUCCCUUCCCCAUGUUUGGAUCCUCCUUCUUCUACAUCCAGAGUUCCAGCUCGGCCUCCAUCAAGGCUCCGUGCAUUCUGGCGGUGAAUCUUAAUGGACUCCAUUUUCUUAACAAAGACACUCACGAGGCCAUGGUGCAUUUCCCUUUAAAAGAAGUCCAGUCAACCCGCACCCAGAGACCAACUUCUGGCUCAAGUUACCCAUACGUUGAGAUCACGAUUGGAGAUCUGCUCAACCAGCGCAUCAUACAGCUUCAGCUCGAGCAGGGUCUGGAGCUGUCUAGAGUGGUUGCCAUGCACAUGGAGAACAUGCUGUCUGCCAGAGAAAAGAGACUCACGCUGCCACCAAGUGAAAUAACUCUGCUCUAGCAUACAAACAAUACAUGGGCGCGCUUGGCAUAAUGGGACUGAAAAGAACUCGUCUUUGCAUUUUCUUUUUCUUAUGUGGAUCUGUCCACAUGGAAGUGUGAUUUCUAAGUAUAAGUCUAAGGCUAAGUAUGUUCUUUAAUCCAGUCAUCGUAAAACCUUGUUUCGGCAACUGUUAGACUUUUUACAUACCGUAUAUAAAACAUUUGAGCUCAUUUGAAGAAUAUUUGACGUUUACUUAACUUUUAUGAGUACAUAUAUUUUAAAAGACUAGCCCUACAGUCCACAUGACUACACUCAUACAAACGCACAUCAAUGAGUCAAAUGUCUGCGUUGAUGCAACAUGAGUCAAAAGUGGAAGUGAGACGGUGUCAGGAAGGUUCUUGUCAAAGAUUGAACUCCUCUUUUGGUACGGUAAGUCCCUGUUGUCACGUGCUUAAUUUUUAGGAAAUUGGGAUGAGUAGGACUUCCUUUCUAAGGAACAAAAAAGUUUUGACUUGUCUUGAAAACUGAGCAAUUGAAUUUAAAUAGCUCAUGUUCUAUGUGAGCCAGCGGCUCGCUGUGGUAGCUGCCAAUUUAUGUUUCCUGUUUGUCCUUUCGAAGAUGAACAUGACAUGCAUUCCAAGUGUACUUUAAUGUAACCUUGGCUUUUAUACUGGGGCAAACAAAUAAGGAUGCUAUUGAUACAAAACAAAUAAUUUGUACUCCCUGUCAUGAAUUCACAGGGGAGGCCGGAUGCAUAUUUUGGCAAUAUUUGAGCACUGCCUUCAAUAUAAAUACAAUGCAUAAAAUGCUGUUGUGAAUACUUAUUGCGUAUAAUAAUUGCAUGUGAGAUCAUUAAAGUUUGUAUUAUAACCAAAUAAACUCAGCAAAUGUGA
Hippocampus zosterae (dwarf seahorse) is the source of this 7885-nucleotide messenger RNA. RefSeq names its product myosin XVAa (gene myo15aa). The transcript is spliced from 64 exons. Gene Ontology annotation, molecular function: ATP binding; protein binding; cytoskeletal motor activity. The record is from RefSeq and is a predicted model, not a curated record. Lineage: Eukaryota; Metazoa; Chordata; Actinopteri; Syngnathiformes; Syngnathidae. Gene Ontology annotation, cellular component: myosin complex; cytoskeleton. Bases 75 to 7010 code for a protein of 2311 amino acids.